CCCAAUUUCUGUCUGUGUCUUUGUCCAUUCCCCUCCUCCAUCCCCCAUGGGCUGCCAGGGAAGGGACAGAAUGCUCUUGCUGACAUUCUGAACUGUUCCCUUACAGAGGGCUUUCGAAAUUAGGUUGCGGACCACAGGGUUCCCACCUCUUGGAGCCGCAUACUUGUUUGAGUGCAGUGUGAUUCCUCUGGCACUUUGAAUAUGCCCUUUAGUUGAGCCACACAAUGCUCUGGGUUCCACGACUGCAAAGAGGGCAUUGUGAUCUCUGCGGCAGGAGAACAGAACCCACGUUUUUGCAUUGUUGUGCACUGAAACUGGCUGCAGUCCACCUCUUUGGGGCAGGAAAGAAACAUGAGACCGAUGUGAAACUUCUUGCUUUAUUUGGCUACUGAACCAGUGGCCUCUCAUAUUCACCAUUACGUGAUUUGAGAUAGUGCCAUAGAAAGCAAUUCAGGAAGUUAAUGUUAUCUCCUGGUGGAUUAUACUAUGUUACAAUAUGUUUUUGGUAACAACUUCCCUCCUUCAUCUCUGAGGCCGGCAAGGAGUCCAUUGUUUUGAUUUCCUCUGUUUCAGAAUGGUGAAAAGUGCUUUAUGCUCCAAGGAUGAAAUAACAUCCUAAAUGGUUUGGAGGCUGCAGUCUUUCAAGGGUUGCUUCGCCUUCUGCAUGUGCCUGUCCCACCCAGUGUGGUAGAUGCUCCAAAAACUUUGAGGUGUGGCGAUCAGAACCAUACACAGUAUUCCAAGUGUAUCCACUAAUUGCUGGACAGAUUACUGCUGUGUCGUUCUGGGAUCAAGAUGACGACAGCUGCGCCGGUGUCUGAGAAUUCUGUGUUUUCAACAGAUGCAGCCACAAAGUCUCAAGAACAAAUUCUUUAUCAGAGUUCUGGAGCGAUUGUGGCGGCCAUUGUAGUUGGCAUCAUAGUUAUAUUCACGGCAGUUCUCCUCUCGCUGAAAAUGUAUAAUAGACGCAUGAGGACAAAGCGGGAGCUGGAACCGAAGAACGCCAAAGCCACAACCCCCUCCACGCUGGGGCAGGACACCAGUAGUCCCAGUCGCACCACAACGGUGACGUUCGUCCCCAUGGACAUCCAAAUGCCAAACAGAAGGCCCUGAGGCAUGAGUGCCACAGAGGAUGACAAAUCAGACCCAAACAUGGGCCUUACAGGCUCUGGGAAGACCUGCGAUUCGUCAACAUAAAGGAAGUUAAAGACUGGAGCUGCUAACUGGAGUUGCACUGUGACCAGCUCUCCAUGUUUCUGUUUCUUUAAGAAAGGAAAAGACUGAGAUUCUCAGGACAAUGGAUGUCACCCAGUUGCAAAAGUGGCAUCUUGUCUCUACAGCUGCAGAUACAUAAGGGUAGCUGGUGGCAAGGCUGCCCCUGUAGUUGGAUCGAGAGAUGCCCUUCCACCGUUUUCUGCUGCUUCACAUUAGACUCCUCAUGGCCAUGGAUUCUGAGCGGUCCUUUGCUGGUUGGAGAUUCUGAAGACGCAAAGGGAACUCUCAUCCACCCAAGGCUGUCCAUACUGUUAGGCGGAGUGAAGUGGCUGCCUUAGGCAGCAGGUGCUGAGGGAUGUGGAGUGGGAGCAAGGUAUUCGAGGGCAGAGCUGUGACACAAAACACAGCCUUCGCAGCAUCCCCCAAACUAGCCUGCUCCUUGCAGGUGCUAGUGUUAGGAAUUUAGGGUAGGGUAGGAGGAAAUGGCUUUCUCCUGUUCGUUUCCCAUGAGAAUGAUGCAGGGAGCUGUGGUAAAUCAGUUUUCAAAGCCUCCUCAUGCCCCAAAUUAAAGAGAAGUUUAUACCUUCAGUAGCAUCGCUCCACUUCAGAUUGAGUACCAGGGAGAUGCUUGGCUGACUCUUUUCCCGUGUUCAAGGAGCUGUGCUUUGUCUUUUUACCCCUUGUAUGGGGAGCAUUUGAACAUUUGACCUCUUACAAGGAGAAGAGAAAAGGCCACCUAAUUGAUCAGGGUAGCUAGAGCAACUCUCCUGUGAGGAUGUUAGCAUGCUUGGGGCUUAAAUAGUUUAGUGGGGGCAAAGGCAAUGUAGGCCAUUAUAGAGGUAUUUAAAUUAUGCAUAGUGUGGAGAAAGAGAAGUUUUAUUUCCUCUCUCCUAACACUUGAACUUGGGGGCAUCUAAUGAUGCUGAAGGGUGGGAGAUUAAGCACAGAUGAGAUGACAGACUUCUUCGUACAAUGCAGUUAAAUUCUGGAAUUCAUUACCACGACAUCUGGUGAUAGCCACCAAUUUCGACAGCCUUAAAAAGGGAUUAGGUAAAUUAAUGGAGGAUCAUAGAAUCAUAGUGUUGGAAGGGGUCCCAAGUGUCAUCUAGUCUAACCCCCUGCAAUGCAGGAAUCUCAUGCCUGUUAGUUUCCCCUCCUUAGUCUCCAGGUUGCCCUAGUAGAACUCAGCAAGAACAAGGAUGGGGACAAAACGAGAAUUGAUUGGCUUUGACUGUGACUGGCUCUGGCUCCAGCUACUGUUGGCGUCCCUUCCUUCCAUGGGCACCAGCCACCACUGGAUCUGCGGUCAGGAUAGGGUAGAAUUUGAUUCAGUUAGCCCAGGCUUCCUCAACCUCUACCCUCCAGAUGUUUUUGGCCUACAACUCCCAUGAUCCCUAGCUAGCAGGACCAGUGGUCAGGGAUGAUGGGAAUUGUAGUCUCAAAGCAUCUGGAGGGCCGAGGUUGAGGAAGCCCAAGGAAGCCUAAAGGCAAACCCACCUAAUUUGUAUUUCCUAAAAUACAAGAACCAAAACACAGCCACCCUUCACAAUUCUAUGAAUUUUGUAGUGCAGCUCUACAGCUGAGUACUGUGCAAAAUAAUUCAU
Messenger RNA from Podarcis raffonei (Aeolian wall lizard), 2819 nucleotides. It is a transcript of the gene NCMAP, whose product is annotated as non-compact myelin associated protein. Lineage: Eukaryota; Metazoa; Chordata; Lepidosauria; Squamata; Lacertidae. The transcript has 4 exons. The record is from RefSeq and is a predicted model, not a curated record. Gene Ontology annotation, molecular function: structural constituent of myelin sheath. Gene Ontology annotation, biological process: regulation of myelination; peripheral nervous system myelin formation. Gene Ontology annotation, cellular component: paranode region of axon; Schmidt-Lanterman incisure; plasma membrane. Bases 796 to 1113 code for a protein of 105 amino acids.